This is a messenger RNA of Sarcophilus harrisii (Tasmanian devil), 1723 nucleotides long. Its product is annotated as patched domain-containing protein 4. Bases 4 to 930 code for a protein of 308 amino acids. Gene Ontology annotation, cellular component: membrane. NCBI's taxonomy places the organism in Eukaryota, Metazoa, Chordata, Mammalia, Dasyuromorphia, Dasyuridae. The record is from RefSeq and is a predicted model, not a curated record. The transcript is spliced from 2 exons.
CACAUGUGCUUUUUAAGACGGCCGGGAGCGUCUGCGAGCUGGAUCGGGUGGAGGAUGCUGCGGCAGGUCAUUCGCAGAGGGCUCCAGUCGUUCUGCCACAGGCUGGGCUUGUGCGUGAGCCGGCACCCCGUCUUCUUCCUCACCGUGCCUGCAGUCCUGACCAUCAUCUUCGGCUUCAGCGUGCUCAACCGCUUCCAGCCGGAGAGCGACCUGGAGCGGUUGGUCGCUCCCAGCCACAGCUUGGCGAAGAUCGAGCGGAGCCUGGCGGGGAGCCUCUUCCCGCUGGACCAGUCCAAAAGCCAGCUGUAUUCGGACUUGCACACCCCUGGGAGGUAUGGCAGGGUAAUCCUCCUAUCCCCACCCGGACACAAUAUUUUGCUUCAGGCUGAGGGGAUCCUGCAGACCCACCGAGCCGUGCUGGAAAUGAAGGAUGGGAGGAGCACCUUUAUUGGACACCAACUGGGUGGUGUCGAUGUGCCCAACAGCAAAGACCAGCGGGUCAAGUCAGCCAGAGCCAUUCAAAUCACCUACUACCUCCAGACCUAUGGCUCUGCUACCCAAGACCUCAUUGGGGAGAAGUGGGAGAGUGAGUUCUGCAAACUGAUGAGGAAGCUGCAAGAGGAGCACCAGGACUUCCAGCUGUUCUCUCUAGCAUCGUUUAGCCUCUGGAGAGACUUUCAUAAGACCAGUAUCUUGGCCAGGAGCAAGAUCCUGGUGAGCCUCAUGCUGAUCUUGACUACAGCCACCCUCUCCAGCUCGAUGAAAGACUGCCUGCGGAGCAAGCCCUUUCUGGGCCUCCUGGGUGUCCUAACAGUUUGCAUAUCCAGUGUAACUGCGGCAGGGAUAUUCUUCAUCACUGAUGGAAAAUACAAUUCCACCCUCCUGGGGAUCCCUUUCUUCGCAAUGGGUAAUUAUCCCUCUUUAUCAUGAUAAGAUUUUUGUGGCUUUGGUAGAAGAGAUUCCAGAUAGAUUUUUGUCUUUGCAAUAGAAUUAGGGAUAUUGCUACAUCUGUUUUAAAUCUAAUUGUGUGGUUUGGUUGGGCUAUGAAAUACAUUCCAUUGAUCAAAGCAUUUCAGGCAGGAAUACAUCUUAACAAAUGGCUCCCAACUUAUAGUUUAAGGGAUAGUACAGUGGACGUGUUACUGCUGAUGGAGGCAUUCUAUAUCAGUGUCCUUAUCUAUGAAAUUAGAGAGGUUGGGCUCUGAAUUCCUUUCUGGCUGUUACUCUAUUGUUGUAUGAAAUGCCUUCCCCCUUUAUAACAGAUAAUUUAUUUUUAAUCUUCAAUAUUAAAAAAUAUUGAUAUUUCAUUGCCAAUAUAUUCUUCUCUUCCUCCUAGAGAGCUAGUUAUCUUUCAUUGCAAAGAAUUUAAAAAGGAAUGAGACAGUUCAGAAAAGCUAUUUAUACAUCAGAAAAGUCUAAUCUCAUAUAAUGUUUCAAAUACAUAGUUUUCUACCCAAAGGUAUACAGGUAAAUGUUAAACUACAAUAAAUACAAAAAAAAAUCUAAUGCACAGAACACACUUUUAAGCAUAAUUUGCACUAACUUUUUUGUUAUUUCUUUCUUAAAUCUAGAUAAUCAAUAACGAAUAAAUAAAGCCCUAAUUUGUAAUAUAUGACAGUUUUCCAAAGUAAAAAAGGUCAUACUGAAAAGCUGACAAUCUGGUCAUCUAAACCUGUUCAUACUAGUACAUCCCUGCCCUCAGCUAUGCAGAUGUGGGAGAGAG